This is a messenger RNA of Closterium sp. Yama58-4, 534 nucleotides long. Lineage: Eukaryota; Viridiplantae; Streptophyta; Zygnematophyceae; Desmidiales; Closteriaceae. The record is from the annotation of a GenBank genome assembly.
AUGGUCCGCUCACAACUCCCCGUUUCUUCGGAACUCUCGCGGGAAAUAGGGGUGAGGUGCGAUAGUCGGUUUGGUUCAGGAACGCCUGUCGACCGGUCCCUAUUCGGAAGAAGCGGGGGAAGCGGGGGAAGCGGGUUAAGCGGGGAGAGAUGGCACGACGGUGCGCGCAGAUGGGAGGGGCUCCGCGCAGGCGCGAGCAGCGGUAACCCCACCGCGAGCGGCGGCGGGAAUCCCGGAGGGUAUGCGUAUGGAUACAGCAACCGGCCGCCACCGAAGCGCACACCGACUUAUGAAGAGCAGUUGGAGCAGCGCAUGAGGGAGGUGAUGAGCAUGCCAGGGGACGUGGCGCGGCGGCUAUGGCGUCUCAUCACGGAGCAGCCAGAGGAGUUCCGCCUCGUGCGCUUCCCCUCCUGGAAAGAGAUGAUCACAGUGACAUUGCUAACGUUCCUCUUUAUUGUCGUCCUCAUCAUCUUCAUCUCGUCUGUUGACACCGUGUUGGCACGUGUGCUCACUCCUCGCUUCAAGCCUGCAUGA